Ostreobium quekettii is the source of this 445-nucleotide messenger RNA. The record is from the annotation of a GenBank genome assembly. NCBI's taxonomy places the organism in Eukaryota, Viridiplantae, Chlorophyta, Ulvophyceae, Bryopsidales, Ostreobiaceae.
GCUGUCCAGAGUCAAGGCGAUGUCGACUGGCAGCCUGGAACUUCCCCUGGUGUCCCCGGAGCUGCUGUGGAGCUGCGUGGCCAACAGGAACGCCUUCCGUGUCAAGGGCUUCAAUGGCGCCGUCCUGUCCAGGGAGCCCGGCAACCUGAUGGGCCUCCGCAGCCAGAAGUUCUCUGGAUUGGUUCAUCCUACCACGAUCGACAUCCAGGCGGCGCCCGACAAGGAUGAGGGCGUGGUGGUGACCACCAGCCUGGGCGACAAGGCCAACACGCCGGCGCUGGGCAAGAAGACGAAGAAGGUGAAGAAGGGGAACUACGGCGCGUACCAGGCGUGCCUGAAGAAGACACUCAAGGGCGCGGGCAGGCCCGACCUGGACGACGCCGUGGUCAGGAGGGUGAAGAAGAUCGUCAAGUCGAAGAUCUACAAGCAGAACCACAAGAGGUGA